UCCACAUUCGUAAAUAUUGCGACCUGAGAACGUUUGCGAUAGGCACAUGCAGUUAAAUUUCCAUCGUUGUGCAUUUAUUAUACGAACGAAAACACAACCGGCUUUCAACAAAUAAUGUUGCAUUUUCGUCGCUUCGUCCAUAAAGGAUCUCCUUUUGCUAGUCUUUUCCCGGAUAAAUUGUUUAACAAAAGGCGUAAACUUCCCGCACAUCUUUAUGUUGCCGACACCCAAUUGGUUGAACAAAUAAACAAUAGUAUCGAGCCUUUUAUGCAACAAACAAAAUGUGACACCGCCAUUGAAAUGAAUCCUGGCAUUGGCUUAUUUACACGUAAAUUACUGAAUCGCGAAGAUCGAAUACGUAAAAUUGUACUGAUCGAGUUUAUGGACCAUUUUCUUCCGGGACUGCAAGAUUUACAUACUUUGUAUCCAGAACGUGUCAAAGUGAAGCAAGGCGACAUUGUGAGUCUAUGGAAGUUAUCAUUUCAAGACAGAAUGGACAACGGCACACGUGUUGCAGAUAUGCUAUGUGACUUGAAAAAAAGCGAAUAUAAUGAUGAGCCAAUCGCAAUGUUGUUUGGUGCUGUGGGCUGCUACAACUUCUUCAAGCAUCUUAUAAAUUCCAUCGUCUUUCAAAAUGGUUUAUUUAGUUGGGGGCGCUUGGAAAUGUAUCUGGCUAUACCACCACCCCUUUAUAUACAUCUUACUUGCAGCAAUGAAAUUGGUUACAUGUUUUAUAGAUCAACGUCAAUUCUUUUUCAAAUGAUGUUCGAGUAUCGUUUCAUUACGCAAUUGCCUCGUGAACACUUUUUACCCAGACAAGGUGAAAAUACUGUGGUAAAAGGCAGCAAGCUGCAAAAGGUGGAAUCAAUCAAUCCAGAAAAUUUGUACUUGGUAAGAAUAGUGCCACGACGAAACUUUUUGGAUCUUUGCCCGAUAGCUGAUUUACAAGCGCUUUGGUAUUUUGUCAAACAGAAUUGUGUUAGUCGGCGCAAUCGCAUAAUACCUAAUUUGGAAAAAUUGGUACCCGGUUGUGGACCACGACUAAUUAUUAAUAGCGUGGCAUCUGAAAGCUUACAACCACUCUAUGCUGAUGAAAAUGUCUCAACACUGCCCCAAUACUCAAAACGCUGCACAACAAUGAGCAACCGUAAUUUUUAUCCUCGCAUGAAUAUUUACACACAAUUUGGCGAUUUGUCCCCUAGUCAAAUGCUUACAUUAUUUACACAAUUUCGCCACUGGCCUGAAUAUAGUGAUAGUUCAUUCCUUGCGUCACUUGAAAGCACUUUAUUGAAGAUGGAAGCAACAGCCGACGAGAGUGUCACUGGCAUAACUGAAGAAGAUGACGUGCCAAGUGAAAUUACAGAUGAAGAAGUAACUUUGGAAGACAUUAAAAAAACUGAAAGUAGCGAAGUUAAACUACCAAAAAAGAAACGCAAAUCCCAAACAAGCAAAUAGCAAUUUUGAGAACUUAAAGAUUGUACAUGUAUGUAUAUUUUACAUAAUUUAUGUACAGUGUAAAUAUAUUCUAAAACAAAU
This is a messenger RNA of Anastrepha ludens (Mexican fruit fly), 1536 nucleotides long. RefSeq names its product dimethyladenosine transferase 2, mitochondrial (gene mtTFB2). Gene Ontology annotation, cellular component: mitochondrial matrix. Bases 115 to 1455 code for a protein of 446 amino acids. The record is from RefSeq and is a predicted model, not a curated record. NCBI's taxonomy places the organism in Eukaryota, Metazoa, Arthropoda, Insecta, Diptera, Tephritidae. Gene Ontology annotation, molecular function: mitochondrial transcription factor activity; rRNA (adenine-N6,N6-)-dimethyltransferase activity. Gene Ontology annotation, biological process: transcription initiation at mitochondrial promoter; rRNA methylation. The transcript is spliced from 5 exons.